GAGAGUCAACAACAAUAAAGAUUGCUUCACACAUCUACGCAGCUCACUGCUCGCCCACCUCAAGAAGCGAUCCGACUCCAUGGCACCUAGCUGACGUCGUUUCAGAAGCCCAGAGCAGCACAAAGACGGCGGAACCUCCAUUGAAUCCUACUCCGAGGACGCGUAGGGAAUGCUACGCCACGAUGGCAGGAGCACCACCAACACGGCGGCUGAAGCACAGCGACUACACAGUAGCAAUCAUAUGUCCGCUCGAGGUCGAGAUGAGUGCUGUGAGGUACAUGUUGGACCAGGAGCAUGCUCGGCUCCCUAAAAGAGAGGGAGAUCCAAACAGCUACAUCUUCGGGGAGAUGGGCGGACGAAACGUUGUAAUCGGGUACUUGCCUGAAGGGUUCCAAGGCAUUGGCGCUGCCACCGCGGUUGCAACGCAUAUGCAGCGAAGUUUUCUGUCUGCCAAAUUGCGUUUACUCGUCGGUAUAGGCGGAGGUAUACCUAGCACGAUCCACGAUAUCCGGCUAGGUGAUGUUGUCAUCGGGAUGCCGGAGAGCGAACACGGUGGUGUGGUUCAGUAUGAUCUAGGAAAGGAGUCGAUUACGGGCUUCAUUCGUAAGGGUCAUCUUGACAAGCCUCCACAAGAAUGGAUGACCGCAAUUGUCAAGAUGAAAUCGGACCACCGCGUGGUCGAUAAUAAGAUAUCGACCAUUGUGGCCUCGUCACGAGGGAAGUCUUCCGGAUUGGAUGAAGUGUAUACGCCUCCGAAGCCAGAAACCGAUAUUCGCUCUCCAAGUAACAGCAGACACAGCUACCUAUCUGGUCACAAUGGAUGUGAAAAAUGCGAAGAGAAGGUACCAGUCCUCACGUCGGCUCGUGCAUCGAAUGAGCCAGCAAUCUUUUAUGGGACAAUUGCAUCCGGUGACCGCGUCGUCAAGAGUGGUAAGAUCAGAGACAGAAUCAGUAAAGACAUCGGCGGCGCUCUCUGUUUCGAAAUGGAAGCAGCUGGCUUGGUGAACAACUUCCGCUGUGUUGUGAUUCGGGGCAUCGCCGACUACGCCGACGCCCACAAGAAUGAUGAUUGGCAUCCCUGGGCAGCGGCUACUGCGGCAGCGUGUGCAAAAGAGCUUCUGGGCUAUAUGAUGCCUGUUGAUGACUCCGGGAAACCAAAAUACUCCACGAUACCAAAGCUCCGAGUCAAAGACUUUAUUGGUCGAGAGCAGCAAAUAUCCGAGAUCAUGGCUUUUUUCGCCGCUGCUCGAAGUGUUGACGGGUGUCGAAUCUUGAUUCUGUCAGCAAUGGGAGGCCAAGGCAAAAGCCAGAUUGCUCUCGAAUACUGUCGCCGGAUGCAAAGCGUCUACCAAGGGUUAUUUUGGGUGGAUGCCAGUUCUCAAUCGACAACAGUCCGCUCGUUAGUACGUAUUGCCGAAGUACUUGAUGUGUCGGCCGCCGCUUCAAGGAGCGAUGAUGAAAAUGUUCAAUUCGUCCUAGAUAUGGCAGCGAACUGUGAUGGACGCUGGUUGGUGGUCUUUGAUAACUAUGACGACCCAAUAGGUUUCCCGCGGGUGAAAGAUUUUAUCCCCGAAGGGACAGAGAUUCUUUUCACUUCCCGGCACAAGGAUCUGGACCGCUUAGGAGAAGUGCUAUCUGUCCCAUCCCUACUGCCGGAUGAGGAGGCACGGCUCUUGUUCAGGAACUUUAAGAACACUGACACCCAGAGAUAUCAACCAGCAGCUCAACAACUUGUUGAUCGCCUUGGACAUCUCGCCUUAGCCAUUGACCAGGCUGCUGCUUACAUUCAGUACCGUCGGAUCAAGCUCGAAGACCUCGGGGAUUUUGUAGAGACAUUCGACAAGGAGCGCGAAAAGAUCCUGAAGUACAUACCCAGGGACUUUUGGGAAUAUGGGUCCCAAGAAACGCAGAACGACAUUGAGCGAAAAUCCCUGUCGGCCUUUACCACAUGGGAAAUGUCCUUCCACCAACUAUGCAGGGAGAAUCACGCUCAAGAGGAGGACAUUGCUCACUUUCUGACCAUAUCCGCCUAUCUAGCGCCUAUUCCCAUCGAUGAAUGGCUCUUCCACAAUGUUUGGAAAGUGAGAACACGGGGGGCCAGAAGACAUCCGCCUCGUUGGAUGCAUUUGUUCAACGCCGAGACAGAAGGCGAGAGCAACUUUGAAUCCGCGUCUCGUUCUGCUGGCGAACAGACGGGAACUUCUGAAUGCGUGGGAGGUGUCAUGGAACAUAGCAAGAAAUCUGACUGGGACACCACCAAGUUCUGGGAUCUAAUUGAACGAGCCGAAAGCCUUUCGCUGGUACAGAACGCUUCAACAGAUCCAGAGCUGAAGAUGACCAAAUUCACCUUCCAUCCGCUGAUUCGCGAUUGGCUCCAACUGAGACAGCAAACUGAGAAGCGUCGCGGAUUCACUAAAGAAACCAUCCGGCUGGUUGGCGAUUCAAUACGCACCAUUCGGCGCGAAAACAACGUUGUUACGAAUAUUAAGCAAACACUUGUUCUUCAUAUGGAUGCCAGCCUCCAGAAUGACGCAGUUUUUUCGGGAGAAGGGCGACGGCUCGGCCAAGAAGACAAUGGCCAAGAUGGAGCUGAUUUAUUUGCAUGGCUAUAUAAUGAACAGGGUCGAUACGAUAGUAGCUUCGAAUUGUUGAACGUGGUCCGUCAAACAAGGGAAGUGCAACUUGGCCCUGCGCAUAAAAAAACUUUGAUAGUCAUCUUCAGUCAGGGCACAGUACUGUUACAACAGUCCAAAUACUCUGCGGCGGAGCGACUAUCGAGGAAUCUCUUGGCUACUCAACAGGGAGUCCUUGGGCCUGAGCAUAGGGACGUCCUCAAAACUAGGCACAUGCUAGCAGACUCACUUAGCGGGCAAGACAAACCUCAGGAGGCAGAAGCGCUUCUCAGAGAGGUUCUCACUGUUUACCAGACGCUCCUGGACGAGCAAAGCUGGGAGCGACUGUCAGCCAUGAACUCUCUGGCAUUAUCAUUGAGACGGCAGCACAAGCUGGAAGAAGCCGAGGAAGUGUUCCAGGAGGUCUAUCAAAUACGGCAACGAGUACUCGAUCCUGACGAUGUAGAUAUGAUGAUGACGAAGUUUAACUUGGCCCUGACUGUGUCCGAGCGGGGUCGGACUCAGGAAGCGCGACAGAUGCUUGAAGAAGUCCUCGAGGCUCUGAUAAGGGUGUUGGGUCCUACCCACCCUGAUGCUUUACAUAUCAGGACUCACCUGGCGUCAGUGCUGAAAAGGCAAGGGAAGAACGCAGAAGCCGAAGGGAUGUGUAGGGAUGUACUGGAAAUUCAGGAAAGAGUGCUCGGGAAAGACUACCGGGCCACCCUCUGGACUGCGAAUGAACUCGCUGUCAUGGCGUAUGAUCAAGGCCGGCUUGACGAAGCCGAGCCUAUUUUCCGCGAUGUUCUUGAGCGCCAAACGAGGGUUUUUGGGCCGGGGCAUCGCGACACCUUGAUCACGAUGGGAAGUCUCGGGUGUCUUUUGAUGGAUCGAUCCUGCUUCGUCGAAGCAUAUGACCUGUUGGACAAAGCUCUGCCUGGCUUUGCGCGCGCAUUCGGGCCAGAUCACAAAGACACAGUGUAUUUUCGACGGCGAUAUGAGCGGCUGCUGGAGUUGAUGGGAAGACAGGGACAUCCCGACCAGCAGCCAUCAUCGCGAUCGUGGACAUGUUCCAGAGCAGAGGGAUCAGCUCGCGUCGACUCCCGAGUCCCCUUCCAACCUUGUCCACUGGCUCCUGAGUCACUUGUCAAUGCUUCGAGGGCCGGGUGA
Molecule: messenger RNA, 3779 nt
Organism: Cladophialophora immunda
Lineage: Eukaryota; Fungi; Ascomycota; Eurotiomycetes; Chaetothyriales; Herpotrichiellaceae
Exons: 3
Coding region: 183-3779 (1198 amino acids)
Biological process (GO): nucleoside metabolic process
Molecular function (GO): ADP binding; protein binding; catalytic activity
Source: RefSeq, a predicted model, not a curated record